Messenger RNA from Mycena indigotica, 984 nucleotides. RefSeq names its product TatD DNase family Scn1. The coding region runs from base 1 to 984 and encodes 327 amino acids. The record is from RefSeq and is a predicted model, not a curated record. The transcript is spliced from 6 exons. Lineage: Eukaryota; Fungi; Basidiomycota; Agaricomycetes; Agaricales; Mycenaceae. Gene Ontology annotation, molecular function: hydrolase activity, acting on ester bonds.
AUGACUCCGCUGCCUUCAGGCGUCCUUGAGCACAUCGUUGACUCACAUUGCCACCCAACCGAUGCCCCAAGCAUUUCUGCAGCUUCUAUGCAGCAGUUGCAAAUCACGGUUUGUGCCAUGAGUACUCACAGCAAAGAUCAGAGUCUCGUCCGUGAACUCGCGCAGACUUAUCCCAGUAAAAUCAUCCCUUGCUUCGGACAUCACCCUUGGUUCAGCCACUUCAUAACAACUAAUGCUGGUGUUGCGAAACAUGAGCACUACCAUCGGCUCUUCCAACCAACGGAAGAGUUAUAUCCCGCUUUCGAAGACCUUCUUCCGCAUCUGCCUGAACCUGUUUUACUUGACGACAUUCUUGUUGACCUGAGAAGCAACUUUGCUUCCUGCAGUUCCCCACCAAUGCUCGGCGAAGUCGGCAUCGAUGCAAUCUUCAAAGUCCCCUACGAUUACCAUGCAACACCACGGCGUAUAUCACCCUUCAUGAUACCGCUUGAGCAUCAACUCACCGUCUUGGAGGCACAGAUCGAUAUAGCUGUGGAAUUUGGUGCUAGCGUCAGCUUUCACAGUGUGAAAUGUCCUCAAGCAACCCUCGAAUUGUUCGACAGACUGAAACGCAAACAUGAAGAGAACUGGAACAACAUUCGAUUCGAUAUUCACAGCUGUUCUAUGAGUCCGGAAACACUAGUGCAGCUGCAGAGAAAACAUGCCAACGUUUGGAUGUCGGUCUCCACCACUAUCAACGGCCGCUCUCGCAAUCUUCGUCCCCUCAUUGCCGCAUGUGCGGUGGAUAAACUCCUGAUCGAGUCCGACUACGAUGCCAUUGAGCAAAGCACACCAAAAUGUCUUGAGAUUCUUGAUAUUGUGGCAGAGGUGAAGGGCUGGCACAUAGAGACAGACUGGGAUGACGGAGACGAAAACGGGGCGGUCCAUCGAUUGGAGGCGAACUGGAAGGUAUUCUCCGCUACCCAAACACGUACGACAGAAUAA